Hyaloscypha bicolor E is the source of this 1091-nucleotide messenger RNA. RefSeq lists its product as uncharacterized. Bases 98 to 925 code for a protein of 275 amino acids. NCBI's taxonomy places the organism in Eukaryota, Fungi, Ascomycota, Leotiomycetes, Helotiales, Hyaloscyphaceae. The transcript is spliced from 2 exons. The record is from RefSeq and is a predicted model, not a curated record.
CUCUGGGCAAGUUGUUAUUUCCAAUUCUUUCACACGAUUCAAUGAAUAUCAGCUAAUCAGAUGACUAUUCCAGAGACUGCAAAUCACCAGUCUAGCCAUGAUCUCUGAAGCCUCUGCUACAAGAAUGGAUGAGUCGAACUUCUCGAUUUCGGUGCAAGAUAAGAGGAGAACGGCUAAGUUGAAAGAAGUCCUUCAUAUCAUUGACCCCCAGAAGUCAACACAGCACAAGAGAAAAUUGCACGAUGUUGGAGAUGUACGUGAUCCGAUCCGCCCUGAAAAGAAAGCAAAAUUCAACGAGAACCGUCUGAAACCCGGCAAUGGUUUUACAAACACGAACUUCCAGUUUAACCUGACUCGCCAAUUAAAUGGAAAAGACGAGGGUGAAACAGAUGAGGAAGAUGAUGAAUUCAGCGAAAUUCGAAUCCAGCCAGACGCAUCUGACUUGAACAAUUGCCUCAGGGAUGCUAUCGGCGACGGCCUUGAUGAUGAUAUCAAAAACACUGUAGCAGGUGCUGGCCCGGUCAAUGUUAAUGGUGGUCAACCAACUGCCGGAAAUGAUGACAAUGUCUUCGUCAAACUGGCCGACCUUUCCAAGAUCUCUUCUCAGCUUUCUUCUUCCAACGAGCUACAGGCUCUCGAAGAUAGUUCUGAGGGUGACCCAGCAGAAGAUGUUACAUCGAAGCCAGGCAAUGCAGAGGCCCCAACGAAACCUGAAAAGACGGCAUAUUAUAUCCGGCUCCACAGACCACACAAAUCUCUGACUAAUGAGGCUUUUGCCCAACUUGAGCUGAUGUCAGAGCUUGCAAAGCCAGAAUUGAGCUUGGAGAAUCUGCAGAGCGAUAUGCAAAAUAAGACAGACCUCGAAAGAUCAAAGUUGCACAAGGGCCGUAUCCUCUUACAAAGAAGGAAUUCUAUGAGAGACUAAAAGGAGCUGAGGAGGACAAGCAUCCAUGGGCAAAGGCACAGAAACUUCCAAAAGACAACCUGCUGAGGAGGGUGAUGGAUGGGGCGAGCAAAGCAAGGUGCUACCAUGGGAACGGAAUCGUCUCACAAGUAUCAACAUCAAACUUCACAACAUGCAAGGGCCGUCA